GCGUCGGGUGGGGAACGUCAAAGGUACAGCGGAGUCAGUGAAAUGGGCUAUCUAGGUGGUUAAAAACGUGAACUGUCGGGGAAGCACUCGGUGCCGUGGGGCUGUCUGUUGCCACAAAGUGUGACGCGGAGACAGGAGAUCCUAGACGGAGGAGGAGACGCCCUGCGAGUAUGGCGCAAGGAUGGAAACAAGGAGUGAGAAGCUGAAGGGCAGGAGGGCACCAGCUAUGGCACUCGGCACUCCUGUGUCCCCCCCACCUCACCCCCGCCCCACACCCAACUGCCCACGGUCUACCAGGCUACCCGCUGCCCAGGCCAAUGCCGGAUGAGGGCGGUGGGCCUCGUGGCGGGCGGCAGUGAGGGAGCCGCUGCUGCUGCUGCUGCCUUUGCCUGUGCUUGUGCUGCUUCGGGAGGCGGAGGAGGAGGAGGCGAAGGCGGCGGAGGAGGGCGCGGUGGUGGAGGCGGUGCCGGCGUCGGAUCGAGUGUCGUCGUAAGGAAAAGCAGCAGAAGGAGGAGUAGUACGGAUAAGCAGGGGAGGAGGAGGAGGAGGAGGAGGAGGAGGAGGAGGUGGAGGAGGAGGAGGAGGGCGUGGCAGGAUGAGCCCGGAGGAGAGCAGGAAGGAGCGGGAGGCGAGGUCCCUGGCACUGGAGAGAGCCUAUGUACACGAUGUCUACGACCAGAUUUCGGCUCACUUCUCCAGCGCGAGAUAUCGGGCUUGGCCUCGAGUCAGACAGUUCCUCACCGACCUCGAGCCUGGAGCCUUUGUGGCAGACGUAGGCUGUGGUAAUGGCAAAUACCUGCAUAUCAACCAGCAGGUAUUUAAAGUCGGUGUGGACAGGUGCUUCAACCUAACAGGCGCGGCGAGAGAACGAGAUCACGAGGUGAUGGUGAGCGAUAACCUGGCCCUCCCGUUCCGCGACGAGAGCUUCGACGCCGCCCUCAGCAUCGCGGUCAUCCACCACUUCGCCACGACCGAGCGCCGCGUCAGGGCCCUCCGCGAACUGGCCCGGAUCCUCAAGAUCGGGGGCCGCCUCAUGAUCAGCGUCUGGGCCAUGGAGCAGCGCCAUCGCAAGUUCGAGUCACAGGACGUGUUGGUUCCGUGGCACCGUCCCGAACAGUCUUCCAGUGAUGACAAGGCUUCGAGUGUGGAGAGGGACCUUAACUCUACCACGACAGACGAUGAUGACGUGUUGCACUACCACGCUCAUAACCACAGCGAUAGUGAUUCCUGCCCUUCCAACAGGUGUGGCAGCCGGCGCAACGGCCGCAGGCGCACCCGGUCCCGCGCCAUAGACCCCGCGGGCGCCGCCUCCUCGUCACAGAGCUCCUCGGACCUGAGUAGCCCGAACGAGUCGUGCUACAGCUUCGUCCGGCGGGCACUACAGGUAGCCUCCGACACUAGCAACCAGAAAUUGACAAGCAGUCGGCGAGGGUCUGCAUCGUCAGGAAGGUCGUGGUUCAUGCACGGGGGAAGUUUCUCGGGCUUCAGGGGGUCGGAUGGCCGCUCCCUCAACAUGGAGAGCGGGGGCACGGCUGAGCCUCGGCCGUCCUUCAGCGACGACCACCACCAGCGCCCUUCUGUGAGCAACGACGGCUCCCUGGACUCUCAGGAGAACUUGGAUGACGUGCCUAUCGAGCUCCGGCAUCUGGAGCCCGAAGACCCCGCGCUGCUAGACAUCCCGCCGUCGCCCGCACCCUUCCUGCCGCACGCGACCGCCGCUUCGGCAGACCCGGACACAAAAGCCAAGUCCAAGAGCCUGACUGACCUUGUCCAGGCUUCCCCUCGGUCUCCCGGAAAUCCAGUCUGUCCAUCGGGGGUGCUGUCGGUGCGGGAAAAGUCCAUUAGCAGGGAGGCACUGGAUAUGGGUCGGGUGGGGGUUAGUGAUAUACUCGGUAGUGUGUUACGCUCAAAGUCUAGCUCGUCUUGUUUAUCACUCUCUAGCCACGAAAUGUCUAGCAGUGAGGGAGCAAGGGGGUGUUCAGGGGGGGCCAAGGGCGUAGAAGGGGAUGCCGCAAGUGCUAGAGUAACCAGUGAAAAACCCAAGGUGGAGGAAACUAAGGUGAGCGAGGGGGACAGCCCUCGAGUGAGUAGGAAAAGACCUACACUUAAGAAACAAAAGGCUUCGAUAAAUGAAAGUGACGUGAAUGACGUUGAUAUGCCAAUAGUUAUAGAGAUAAGCAAAGCUCCCAAGACAGCCGAGGUGGUCAAUGUACCAGUUGCGACAGAUGACAAGGACCAUUUAAGCAUUCCUAAGGGGUUAGGCAUAAUAAAGCAAAGUUCCCUUAAUGAUGAGUAUAUAUGUAUUGAUAGAUUUUUAGAAAAGGAAAAAUUAAAACAAAGCAUUCAGAAGCAAAGCUCGCUCAACGAGGACCUCAUAUAUGGCAACAAGGAAGAGAGGCAGGAAACCAUGAGAGAGUCAUUGUUCGCCACACAGAUCAAGAGGCUGCAGAACAUCAGGGAGAGUCUCCAGCAGAGGCUGAGAACAGCGAGCCUCGACCGUUUUGAGCGAGAGAAGUCGGACUCGUCUCUGAAGGCAGGGAUUGUGAAGCUUCUCCAAUCCUGGAAAAGCGAGAUCCUCGUCACAGCUGGCACAAAACCAACAGCUGAUGAAGGAAGUGCUGGACGGGAGGGCGAGCCAUCGACAGGUCCUCUGGCAGAAGGUGAAGACGACCAGCAGGAAUCCAGCAGCAAGAAACACAACGAGAUCAAACCUAAAGCUCAAAGCAUAUUUCAGAUGGGAAGAUCGAACGACAGUGCCGAUGGCGGGGGUGACAAAUCAGUGACACGUGGGGUGGAGAAGAAGUUUCUCGGAAGAGAACCUGGCGACAGGAAGUCAUCCCGCGAGGAAAGUUCCGACAGCUCAAAAGAGAACAGCUUCCAGAGUGAUACCAGCCUAGAUUCUGAGGAUAGCUGUGUCUCGGUCAUCUUCGUGCCUAAGCCAGGUCAGGCUGGCAUCGUCCCGGGUGGAGACAAGGAGCGGAACAGAUCAGUCUCUUCAGAGUCGUCCGAGGGCUCCGAUAAGCAGCACUCUCCAAAGUCUCCCAAGUCACCCAAGUCACCCAAAUCACCCAAGUCGCCUAAAUCACCAGGCCCCGGUGGGCGCUACUUUGCCCCCUCGCGGUAUCUGGGCACGAAGGGCACUGGCAAAACAGGGCCCAAAAUGGGCACCCAAGUGCUGGGAGGGACAACCAGGGCGGAGCAGCAGGUUAGACGGCUGAGCCCCCCCUCCUCGGAAGGAAAUCAGGAUAUUGUUGUGAGCACAUCGAAUCCUAACACCCUCACCACCACAACCACCGUCAAUGAGGCAAGUGGUGACUCUCUGACUGCAACAGGUAGUCAAGAGGCUCAAUCCAUCCGUACUGUAGCUGUGGGUCCUCCUCGGACUUCGUUUGGACGAGGAGGAGGUUCGGGAGUAGAAGGAGAGGGAGAAGAAGGUGGAGGAGGAGGGGGAGGAGGAGGAGGAGGAGGAGGAGGAGGAGGAGGAGGAGGAGGAGGAGGAGGAGGAGGAGGAAGAAGUGGAGGAGGAGUAGGAGCACUAGCUCGUGUGCAAAGACACUCUGGGACGACACCUCCAGGCACCCCACCACCGACAGUGUCUUCGUCUAGUAGCUCAUAUUUCUCUCAUAUGCCAGUCCCUAAAGUUGCUGUGCCUACUCUAGAAAUGCCAGCAGCAUCACCGUCAGUGUCAUCAGCACACCCUUCACAAGAUAAGGCUGGGCCACCUCCACCCACAGCACUGAAGAUGCCUCCUGUCGUGACUUCCACGAAAGCAACUACCUCCACUGUAGCCACUACCUCCACACACUCCACUCUACAGAGCUCUUCACCUCAACAGUCACAGUCACAGACACAACAGCCACAACAACAACAACAACAGCAGCAGCAGGCAAGUAAAUACAUUCCGAAGUACGAGCCUCAAGUAGUGAAGCGCGAUACGAGCUUCACGCAGCAGCUGUCCUCGCUGUUGCUUGGCGAGAACGUUGAGAUCAUCCGGAAGACAGGACGCACGGGCACCCGCAACGUGCAGAUCGUGCGUCGGACUGUCCCGCGGUUCCUCACCUUUGAAGUUUUCAACCCCGAGACAGACGAUCUGGACAGCGACUCCUCGGCGAGCUCCUCCCCGAACUCGGGCAGUUCCGUGAUCGAGCGCGGGUGGCCUACCGAACGUGACAUCGAGGAACUGGACCGAGAGAUCAAGCGGCGAGAGGAGGAGGAGCGCCGUCGUGCUGUGCCUUCCUCGUCAGGAGGUGGAGCCACCCCCGGGGAGAGGGUCAUGCCGCCGCCGCCCGCCGAGGUGCCCAAAGUGUCCUUAGUUGAAGAUGUUCACAGGAUGGAUACCAUAAGCGAGGACGCAGGUGAACAUUCAGGUACUGAAUCCAAUGGUGGUAGAGCAGACAAGAAGAGAACCAGUAGACCCCUAGUACCAGCACCUCUCGUAGCCAAACCACAAGUCAUUCCUAAACCACCCGCUAGAACCUCAUCCAAAUGUAGAUCGCCUGUUGAACAAUAUAGAAUACCCAUGGAACAGUAUACUUCAGGUGGUGGACCCAGAAGAGAGUACGACUUCGGUAGACAGAGGUCCUCCAGCAUGAGUGCGGCAGCGGCCUGUGACUCCGACUGGAGGUUCGAAGGUUACUCGACUAAAUCCGGCACAGCGUCCUCUGUCUUGAUGGCUGCCGCGGCGUCCUCCUCCUCGUCCUCUUCCUCCUCUAGCCCUUCAGCUUCGAGUUCGAUUUUGGAUUACGGGAGGGAGGUUCCCUUGAGGAAAAGUCCCACCUCGAGAAGGAAAAUGACCAUCUGCCAUCUCGACCAGCCUCCUCUGCCUCUUCAGUCGACACUAGAGCAAGUGCCUGAAGCCAGGAAGUCUACCAUGAGAAGCCCCGACCCUCUGCAAGAGAGACUGAGUUUACGCACGCGGGUUUCAGAGCGCCACCCGCCGCCCAAGGCGCUUUCGCCGCUUGGUUCCGAAGGGACGAGCAGAGGCGACAUGAAGCCCUGGGCAGAGGUAGCCAUAAAGCCAUUCACCGAAACUAUGGGUAUGCCUCCUUCGUCAUCCUGGAGAGGCAGGUACUCCCCAGAGGGUAGCAUUUUCAAGAGCAUACCAGAAUAUGACAAAGGGGCAGCGCAAAAGAAGGCUCAGGAGGCUAAGAAAAGCGCCUUGGAGCUGCCCUUCACGUCGUCGCCGUAUCGGUCGUCCCUCUCCCCGAGCAGCAGUGUGUCGUCCACAUCCCCGUCGGUGCCAAGAGAACUUGGGAAGGAGGACCCGCUGACCAAGAGUCCUCUCCUCAGUUCGCCAACUCUCUCCACCAGCAGCGGCGAAUCCAGAUCAAGCUCCCAAAUGACAAUGGCUCUCUUUGGGAAGGAAUCCCGCGAGAACCCGUUCUCACUGGAGAUGUUCAAGAUGAACAGGAGCGAGAGCAGCCUCCCUCUUCUGAGUCCCGAUGAAUCUCAACCCAACCAUGGCACUUUCAAAGAGCCAGUUAAGCCAAUUGUGCUGAAGGAGCCCAAGAGGACACAGAGACUCAAGCACGAUGCUGACGAACCCAAAAAGGACACUAAACAUCGUAGCAGCCACGCCUCCUGUAAAAUGUCUGCGAAAGAAGGCGACAAACUAAGCAGCAAAGAUGAUUCCUCGAACAAGCAGAGGAAGUCCCACACUAGCUCUCUCAAGGUCCGGAUUGACGAGACAAAACAGAAGGAAACGACGACUACCGGUAAGAAGAUGUGUCGUCUUUGCGCCCGUGAGAAUGAUAAGCGGCAGAAGAAGAAGAAACAAGAGCAGCUGGCGCAGGAGCUGAGGGAGCAACAGCAGCAGCUGAGUGGUGGAAGCUUUAGCGGUGGAGGGGCUUCCUCCAAGAGAAGGUCGGCCUCCAAUCAGGGCAAAGGAAGCGACGGAGGCUGGCGGAGAGGAGAGCUCCGGUCCCAGGGAUCCCUCGACUCUGCGAGGGAGAAGGAAUCCCAGGCUUCGAAAUCCACCCCUCCUCUCAUCCGCAGUGGCUCGCUGGACCUGGAGAAGGCCGAGAGAAAUCAAAGGGAGGGAGGCCUCAGCCGAGAUGCCUCUCUCUCCAACUCCCAGGACUCCCUGCAGAGCGACAUGGGAGGGGCGCCCACGUUGCACCGCUACUACCAUGUGUUCAGGGAGGGUGAGCUCGAUCAGCUGAUUGAAAAAUACGUUCAGAACCUUCACAUCAUCUCUUCGUAUUACGAUCACGCGAACUGGUGUAUUGUCGCAGAGAAAGUGCAGGUUUGGACCAUAUGAGUGCAGUGAUUACCUGUCAACUUCGCGUGUCCGCCACAGAGACUGAAUGGCAUCGGAAACUUGUUUCCAAAUCUAUUGGGACACAGAAACUGAACAUAGAAGUUGACAAAGACUUUUAAGUAGUCAAAGACAAAGGGUAAUAUACUGAGAGAUAUAUAUGUAUAUAUAUAUAAAAUCUGCGGCGGUACUGUCGUGUCUAAAUCUUAUAUGAUAAAAAUUAUAUAUAUAUCUUGUUAAAAUGCUAAAUUAUGUCGAGAGUUAUGAAUGGUUCUGUGCAUUUUUGUCAUGGAACUUAUAUGGGGAGUCAAUUACUAUAAGUUCAGUGACUCCUGUUGUAGAUUGCGGAGUCUGGUUUUGCCGUCGGCACCCUGAACCCAACCCAAUUUUUUUCUUUAAAUGGUUGUUAUGGAUUUGAAACAUAUCUACUAAACAAAUCGCAAUAUUUAUAGAUGUUUAGUGAAUGUUUAUGGUGUUUUUUUCACGUAUCUGGCCUGCACAGGAAGAGGGAAGGAUAAGUCCCGCAAGAACUAAAACAGGAGAACACACAUUAUGUAUUUUAUUUUGUAAAGGUAGUAAAGAUUAAAACGAAUUAACGGAUG
Molecule: messenger RNA, 6858 nt
Organism: Penaeus chinensis
Lineage: Eukaryota; Metazoa; Arthropoda; Malacostraca; Decapoda; Penaeidae
Gene: fid
Product: serine/arginine repetitive matrix protein 2-like
Exons: 11
Coding region: 596-6259 (1887 amino acids)
Biological process (GO): tRNA wobble uridine modification
Cellular component (GO): nucleus; cytoplasm
Molecular function (GO): S-adenosylmethionine-dependent methyltransferase activity; tRNA binding
Source: RefSeq, a predicted model, not a curated record